CAAGAUGUCCCCAUCUCUCUAGAGAGAAUCUGAGGUUGUAGAACUCUGUUCUUUCCCAUUUGCUUUUUUUCUAUUUCUCUGAGUCUUCAUCUGGUCCUUGUUUUUUAUCUGCUAGAUGAACUUCCAGGGGGUUUAAGUAGAGCUUUUCUCAUUUUCCCUUACGGGAAUCUUCCAAGAACAUUUCUGCACCAAAGUCUCUGCAAUAUCUGUGCCUUAUAUAGUUUCAAGUCAGCUCAGGUGUAUCAAUAAAAGCUCAUAACAGCAAUAACAACCAUGACAAGUGCUGUUUCCUGGGAAUUCAUGACCAGUUGGUGUCCCUUCAGUGAGUCACUGAUGUGUUGGCUUGCUGAGGUUUAUGAAACAAACUUCAUCUAAGAUCAAACAUCCUACAAUAGAAGACAUCAGAACCAGAAGGAAGUUACUCACAAGAUCACAAUAUUUAUUCCUGGGAAACCAGAGGAACAAAAACUCUGGUUUCUUUUUUCUUGAAAAUGUUGCCCAUUUGAGAAUUUUGUGCACAUAUACAGGUUUUUCCAAGAUCCGUCUCUGGCCAAGAAAGGAUCAAUGGUACUCUACAUGCAAGAGAGACCACAAGCUCAUGGAAACACUGAACAUAACACACAGCUAGAAAAUUAUAUUAAGCUGGCCUGAGCAAUCAUGUUUUCUUACUCAUCCUACGUACUCACAGCUGUAGCUGCUUUGAUAGUGACUUGCCACGCAUUGAGUAAAUUUCCAGAAAUUUCUGGGCUACCUGAUAUCCCUGGAAAAGAUGGUCUGAAAGGACUACCACGUGUACUGGGUCUACCAGGUUCUCUGGACACUGGAUGCCACAAUCUUUCAGUAAAUUUGGAACACCGACUUUUCCAACUUGAAGCUGCACUUGCUUUGAAUGGGAAAAUAAGAGAAGUCGGAGAGAAAGUGUUUGCUACCAAUGGAAAGAAAGCCAAUUUUGCAUCUGCACUACGAUCCUGUGAAGAGGCUGGAGGAACUCUUGCAACUCCCAUGAAUGAGGAGGAGAAUAAAGCUAUUAUGGAUAUUGUGAACCAGUAUAAGCAAUAUGCUUACUUGGGCAUUAAAGAGUGUGAGGCUUCAGGCCAGUUUACAUAAACUGGCAUGCCCCUGAGUUACAGCAAGUGGCACCAAUAUGAGCCUAAUGGCAAAGGGAAGGAAAAAUGUGUAGAGAUGUACAAGGAUGGGAGCUGGAAUGACAAAAAGUGCAACGUGUAUCGUCUCACAAUCUGUGAAUUUUAAAGAAUGGCCUUUCAGCCACUUCAGAGUGUGGAGAUAAUGAAAUACGCUGUAUCUUAGGUUUAUAAAAUUUCUGCAAAUUUUCUGUAUCUUAAAAUCUAAAAUGAAUCAUAUUAGGUAAUUUUUUAUCCUUAAGAAAAUGCUAAAUGUGGUAGGUGAUUAACAUAAUUAAAAUGUCCUUAAUCUGA
Molecule: messenger RNA, 1436 nt
Organism: Chiroxiphia lanceolata (lance-tailed manakin)
Lineage: Eukaryota; Metazoa; Chordata; Aves; Passeriformes; Pipridae
Gene: SFTPD
Product: surfactant protein D
Source: RefSeq, a predicted model, not a curated record